Messenger RNA from Danio aesculapii, 5423 nucleotides. It is a transcript of the gene smcr8a, whose product is annotated as Smith-Magenis syndrome chromosome region, candidate 8a. The record is from RefSeq and is a predicted model, not a curated record. NCBI's taxonomy places the organism in Eukaryota, Metazoa, Chordata, Actinopteri, Cypriniformes, Danionidae. The coding region runs from base 368 to 2914 and encodes 848 amino acids. Gene Ontology annotation, molecular function: GTPase activator activity. The transcript has 2 exons. Gene Ontology annotation, cellular component: guanyl-nucleotide exchange factor complex.
UUAGAGGAUGUCAGUUUAUUGAGCAGCUGGAUUACAGUCAAACAGCGGUGUCUUCGCUGAGAUAUAUUAUGUAGACGCCUGAAUAUAAAGCGGUUUAAAUAAGCGGUGGCCAUUGAUGGAUGCGUCGGAUGUAUGGCAGGUGACGUCAAAGGUCUGUCAUUCUGGCGAGCAUCGCCUUCAUCUCAUGUUCAGCAGAUCGUGAUCUGGCUCAGUGGACUCAAACAGCCCUGCUGUAUACAGAGAGAGUCCUCGAAUGAAUGAUUUUGACUUCAAAACGAUGUCUUUGUGAAACAUCAUGUCUUUAUCAGUGGAUAUACUGACAACUGAAAGGUAUUUCUGCUGAUGCCUCUUUAUAAACUCAGAGAACAUGAUUGGCUCACCAGAUGUGGUGGCUUUUACCAAAGAAGAUGACUUUGGGGACUUCUCAGAUCCGUUGUCACUUCCAGAGGAGUUUUCUGUGCCUUUGUUUACUCAUGCUGCCAAUGCAAAUCCAUGGACGAAGACAUCCUAUGCGAAAUUCUCAAAAGACUUCAUUCUCAUCUCUGAAUUUUCAGAGCAGGUGGGUCCACAGCCUUUACUCACCAUUCCCAGUGACCCCAAGGUGUGUGGAACAUUUGACCUUAACUACUUCUCGCUUCGCAUCAUGUCUGUGGACUACCAGGCGUCUUUUGUCGGUCAUCCUCCUGGGAGUAACUACCCAAAGCUUAAUUUUGUGGAGGACUCAAAAGUGGUUCUGGGUGACUCGAAGGAAGGCGCAUUCGCCUAUGUCCAUCACCUGACGCUGUAUGAUUUGGAGGCUCGUGGAUUUGUACGGCCCUUUUGUAUGGCCUACAUUUCUGCAGAUGAAAGGAAGAUCAUGCAGCAGUUCCAGGAACUGUCAUCUGAGUUUUCAAAGGCCUCAGAAUGUCUGAAAUCAGGAAAUAGGAAAGCUUUCGCAAACGAGCUGGAAAAGAAACUAAAAGACCUGGAGUACACCAGAUCGGUGUUGCACAAAGAGACAGAGCUGCAGAAAAUGAACAAUGGCUGUUACUCCACACAAGCCAUCGAGAAGGCGAAUGAAUUAGCAAAUGUGGAGAAGUCCAUCUAUGAGCACAAAGAUCUGCUGAGGCAAAUCACAUCCUAUCCUUCCAAGAGAAAGAGAGAUGUGGAUUCUGUACAAUGUGAGGCAGAGAAACCCCCUGUAUUGGACGAGACCCUAAAUAGCAAUCCUUCUGACAGUGCAGAAAACACAGAAAGUAGAAAGUCUUCUUACACGCCGCAGCUCAUCAAGGCCAAAUCUGCAAAGUGUUUUGAUAAACGCUUGAAAACGCUGGAGGAGCUCUGCGACACUAGCUUUUUCCUCCAAACUCUAGAGCAGCUAAACGCAGUGGAGAAGUCCUUCCGAGGAGAUCUGUGCCUCAUUUACACCAGCCAGAUCGACAGGGCUCUUGUGAGCAAACAGAGAGUUACUAGUUUUCUCUUCGAAGCCGAACACGACUGGGAGGACGGAGGAACCUCAAAGAACUUCAGUAUUCCUUCCAACAACCCAACAAUCCCCAUCCUGAACUUAUCCGGCGAGCCGCUGAGUCUGGACUCCUACACCACCUGCAUAGACGUAGACCACCUUAAGCCAGGUGUGGAGUCUGGGGAAGGUCCUCCCGAGUCCAGCACAUCUGACAUCACACAGGAGACCUCUGAAGCCGCCGACACCGAGACCAAAGGCAGUUUUAGUAGCGACAAGAGCAUAGAGGCUCUAGGAAGUGUUAGUCCUUCCAGUCUACAAACAAAUUUCUUUGAUGGCCUUGAAAGGAGAAGCAAGAUAUCCAAUGCAUCCUAUUCUGAAAAUGCAUCUAGCUCUAUUGCUGUCCCACAUAGGAGAUCUGAUGGGAAUCUAGUACAGAUGGAUGCAGCUUGCUGUAUUGGACAUGAUGGUUUUAUUUUUGAGGAUCCUUUACCUGAGCUUGCUCAGGAGUGUUGCGGCGACACCGUGGUCAACCAAGAGCCUCUGUCUCUUCUUCAUGGAGAUCCUGCCUUACAGAUGGACUACAUUUUGGAAGAGAGCCCCAACAUGGGAUUGACUUUUUCUGAACUCAACACUAGCGUUCUCUCUGAGGAGGUGGCAAAAAUUAACAUCGAGGAUGUCUUUGAUCGCACCAGCUUCAUGAGUGCCUCUACAAGUUCUGACCGAGCUGUAUCUCCUUUCACCUACGGCAGUGUGUUGACCAUAAAGCAGAAGAAGAAAGCUGGACACAGCGUUCUUCGCUUCAUCAGGCAAUACCCCUUUGCUCAGCAAGCCAUUUCCUGCCUUCUGAGUGGCCGAACGCUUGUUAUUUUGGGAAUUGAUGAGGGCACGGUGAGGAAGCUGGUGAACGCUUUAUUCAUUUUUGUGCCAAAUCUGGGAAAGUAUGGUGAAACCGUCCAGCCGUGGCUCUCAACGCCAUUUCAGCUUACAGACCUGCAGAGAUGGAAACUUAUUGGAUUGCAGAGAGCUGCCUCUCCGGCUGGAUCCAGCAUCCUCCACUCUUUGAAUCGAUACAGCCGUUACAUAAGCAUUUUGGACUGUGACAACAAAACCCUCCGGUGUCCACCAUACAAGGGAACACUAAUAAGCCAUUUGGCAGACCACAGGACUCAGAUCAAACGUGGCAGCACCUACUUCCUCCACAUUCAGGGUAUGUUGACUCAGCUCACAGCCAAGGCCUUCCUUUAUACAUUCUGCCAUCACAUUCACCUUCCCAUGGACAUCAACGACCAGGGCUCGGUAACGUCACGCAGGACUAAUUUCUUGUUGCAGCUCGGCUACACUGUGGAGGAAAGUAAAAUCAUCCAGUACCUGAGUGAGCUCAUCAAGCAGCAUUACAUUCACGGGUCCUCCAAAGUGGGCAACCCGUCUUUUUCUUUUAAUUAUACCACCAGCUAUUUGUACAAGAUCUGAAUGUGUCCACUUUAUGUUUGACAUAACGUUUCCCAAUCCUGUUCCUAAAGGCACACCAACAGUGUAAAGAAAACAACAAAUCAGGAGAUCAAAUGUGUCCACUGUACGCUCCACAUUUAAGCAAUGUUUCCCAACCCUGUUCCUAAAGGCACACCAACAGUAUACAUUUUCAACCUCGUCCUAAUCAAACACACCUAAAUCAACUCAUUAGAACAUUAGAAGACUCCAAAACCUGAAGUUAAUUGGUCAGAUAAAGGAGACCUCCAAAAACACUGAAUUAAAGGGAUAGUUCGGCAAAAACUGAAAGUUCAAUGUCUUCGCUUGUUUCAAACAUGGCUGGAUUUCUUCUUUUCGCAAAUGAAGAUAUUUUGAAGCUGGAAACCAUUGAAUUUAAUAAUAUUUGUUUUUUCCUACAAUGGAAGUGAAUGGUUACCAGGUUUCAGCAUUCUUCACAGUAUCUUCUUUUGUACAAGAGGCUAAAGAAACGCCAUAAAGGUUUGGAAUAACUUCAGGAAGCGUAAACAAUGUAAAUGUUCAUUUUUGGCUGAACUUUUUUUUUUAAACCCCAUUUAAAAUCAGGAGACCAAAUGUGUCCACUGUAUGCUCUACAUUAAAGCACGGUUUCCCAACCCUGCUCUUAAAGGCACACCAACAGUACACAUUUUUCAACCUCUUCCUAGUCAAACACACCUAAAUCAACUCAUCAGAACAUUAGAGGACUCCAAAACCUGAAGUUAUUGGGUCAGAUAAGGGAGACAUCCAAAAUAUGUACUGUUGGUGUGUGUUCAGGAACAGGUUUGGGAAGCACUGAAUCAAAGGGAUAGUUCGACAAAAACUGAAAGUUCAGUCUCUUUGCUUGUUCCAAACCUGGUUGAGUUUCUUCUGUUCAAAAAUGAAGAUAUUUUAAACCUGGAAACCAUUUGAAUUUCAUAAUAUGUUUUUCCUACAAUGGAAGUGAAUGGUUACCGGUUUUCAGCAUUCUUCACAGUAUCUUCUUUUGUUCAAGAGGCUAAAGAAACUCCAUAAAGGUUUGGGAUCACUUGAGGAUGAGCAAACAGUUUGCAAAUAUUCAUUUUUGGCUGAACUAUUUUUUUAAACCCUGGUUAAAAUCAGGAGACCAAAUGUAUCGAAUGUAAUCGCUUGCAUUUUGUUCAUGUUUUAAUAUGCGAGCAUUCUUCCCAUGGCAUUCCAGGAAGCGGCAGGUUGAGCGUUUGGUGUUACAAAAGUGGUCUUGACUGUUUGUUUAGUCUAGAAGAGGUUUCAAUUUCGAUAUAUUGCCAAACUGUUUUAAAUAGAGGAAAUAGGCUCCUCUUGUGGUGUGAAAACCACAGAUUCAGCAAGUAGACUGAUUUCGAAAGAGGCCAUUAUUUAAGUGUGUAGUUUCCAUUCACUACACCGGAAAAAAGAAACAGCAGGAGGAUCUCUAAUCGUGAUUUAAUUGAUCUGCUCCUGGUGGCUUAUUUAAUAAUUAAUACUUGCCUUUACAAGGAGUGAUGGUGCAUGGAAAUCACAAGCAUAAUUGUGACAUAACACUCUAACUGCUGUACCUUCACCCAACAGCCUUUAUAAAACACAUUAGCAUCAUAUGUAUUUAAAUGAGCACAGAAAUGGGUCAGUGAUUUAGUUGUUUUGAUACUUGUGUUCUUGACUUGAGAAAUCAUUAAUGUGCUAAUAUUAAUAUAGGGGGAAAACUUGCUAAGUAAUCGUUUUUUCUGCCCUUCCUAUUGUUUUUUUAUAAUAAUAAUACAAAGGUUGAAGAUACUAAACGAACAAAAAUGGAGCCAACCGCCCUCUGUGUUUUAAUGUAAUCGUGUGAUACGGUGAAUGAAUGUACUGCAUGUCAAGAUUGUGAAGAGCUGUUACACGACCUCCUGCAUGUUUGAAGAACUCAAUGUAAUGACGAAUAAGAUGGCACUUCCAUAGUAUCAUGUGUUGUACUGUUCAGACUUUCUAGAUAUAUUUAAAAGGGUUAGAAAUCUCUGUCUUAAGUUGUGUGCAAGCAUGAGUAACUGUGAGGAUGUGACAUGAACGAGAAUGGUGGUUGUCGCCGAAACCCAUCGUCUGUAAUUGUUAUUCCCACUACUGCAUGUCCGCAGUCGUAGUCCAAAUUACAGAUCUGAACUGCCACCGCUGUGUUUCCGAUGCAAGUGUGUUUUAAUAUGGCGUUGUUUUGGCUACCCAGUAAUUAUCGGCCUUCGUAACUGUUUUAAGUCAGAUUGUAUCAGCAUCUAAUUGUGGAGUCUGUUGAAUGUAAAUUGAGAAUAAGCCAUACCAUUAUGUGCACAUUAUCUUCUAAGAAGGUUUCCCGAACAAAUCUUUAUUGCUCUGUGUAAAUCAUGCUUUGCUACUUUUCUCCAAUCUAUUUUGAGUCAGUGUUGUGAGCUUGUCUGGGAUGAGGUGUAAUCUUCAUGCUUAAGUAUUUAUGUUCAUUAAAUUGAGGGUCAUCUAAGUUGCUUCCCACUGUGAAAAUACUCUACCUUCAAUUUCAUUAAAUUAUUUAUGAUUUGGC